ACAUAUGUGGUGGUUGGGAAAGACUCACUGAUCUACAGAUUUAGUGCUCAUAAGGCAUUUUGGUUAAUGGGUCCUCUGAAUCCAGUGAGGCGAGGUGCCAUGCGAAUACUCACUCAUCCAUUGUUCAGUAUGGCUGUGAUGGUGACAAUUUUGGCGAACUGCAUAUUCAUGGCUCUCAGUAACCCACCAAAGGAAUCUGAGUAUGUAUUUACUGCCAUCUAUACCUGUGAAGCAUUAGUGAAGAUGUUAUCAAGGGGAUUCAUCCUCCGGCCAUUCACAUAUCUCAGGGAUGCCUGGAAUUGGUUGGAUUUCUGUGUUGUUUCCCUUGCGUAUCUAACAGAAUUUGUUGACCUUGGAAAUGUAUCUGCUCUGAGAACCUUCCGUGUUUUGAGAGCCCUCAAGACUGUAGCAGUAGUACCAGGUCUGAAGACUAUUGUCCAAGCUGUAAUCAUCUCUGUCCAACGUCUCCGUGAUGUCAUGAUCCUCACCUGCUUUUUCCUCUAUAUCUUUGCUUUAGUUGGUCUACAGGUCUACAUGGGAUGUCUUACUCGUAAAUGUGUAAAACAUCCAGAUUGGAGCUUCGGCUUGAACUACACUGUAGAAAUAGCUGAACUUAACAAAUCAUAUCUAAGCAAUGACUCAAACUGGCUUCCAGGUACUGCAAAUGGUAAAUAUUACCUUUGUGGCAACAGCACAGGAUCAAAUCUCUGCCCAGAAAACUACACAUGCGUCUCCAAUAUUGGUGAAAAUCCUAAUUAUGGUUUCACAAGUUUUGAUAACUUUGGCUGGGCAAUCCUAUCCUCUUUCCGCCUCAUGACACAGGACUUCUGGGAGAAUCUUUAUCAAUUGGUGAUAAGAUCAAUGGGUCCCUGGCACAUGUUAUUCUUCAUCAUGGUGCUAUUCCUUGGCUCCUACUACCUGUUGAACUUGAUUCUGGCUAUAGUUGCCAUGGCGUAUGAUGAGCAGCAAAAACAGACACAGGCUGACAUUGAGGAGGCAGAGGCAGAAAGAAAGGACCAAGUGGAAAAGAAAGAGAGGGAAGAGGCAGCUCGUAAGCAAGACCUUGCUGAUGCGAAACUUGAAGCUGAAGAAGAGUUAGAGAAAGCCAAGGAUCCAGAUACUGGUGAGGCAUGUGAAGCUGAUGAUGAUAGACUAAGCGUCACUCAGCCACCAAGUACUAAAUCAAGUCCAGGAAUGGGACUUAAACAAAGAAAGCACUUAACACCAAAUAAGGUCAACAGUCUUCCUGCUUCACCAAACUUGAGGCCUAAGAAUCUACAAGAGAAUAUGAGACUUUCAACUUUAUCAUUUCCAUUUGCUGAUGACUCCAAUGCAGUCACACCAGAAGUACAGGAAAUGUACCCACCACGCUCAAACUCAGUCAAGAAACGCCAAUCUUGGAAGAAGAAAUUUAAGUUGCCCAGUUCAAAUAUAUCGAACAGCAAUACAUUUGAUGCUAUGCUUGCUCAACCUGAUGCAAUGGAGAUGGAAUCAUUAACCGCUGCAUCCAUGCGAAGUUUGCCACAGGAGCCAGACGAAGAGGAAGAUGAACUAACUAGAGGUGAAUACAUAGUGAAGAAGCUAAAUGAUACAUUCUGUGCAUGGACCUGCUGCCCAUGCUGGUAUAAGUUAUCAGAGAUAUGCCACAUCUUCAUAUUUGACUGCUGGGUUGACUUGUUUGUAUUGCUUUGUAUCAUUGCCAAUACAGCGUUUAUGGCUGCAGAUCAUCAUGGUAUGACAGAACAGUUUGCUUACACACUUCAAAUUGGCAACUAUUUCUUCACCACUGUGUUUACUGCUGAGGCUGUGAUUAAGUUGGUUGCGUUAGGCCCCAAACUUUACUUCAAGGAUACCUGGAAUAAAUUUGACUUUACUAUAGUUACUCUGUCAUUAGUGGAGUUGGGAUUAGCAAAUGUAAAAGGAUUGUCUAUACUCAGGUCAUUUCGUCUGAUGAGGGUGUUGAAGCUGGCUAAGUCCUGGCCAACAUUGAAUUUACUGCUUGGAAUAAUUGGAAGGACAUUGGGUGCCCUUGGGAACUUGACCUUUGUUGUUGGAAUUCUUAUCUUCAUAUUUGCUGUCAUGGGAAUGCAGUUGUUUGGACAAUAUUACGAACUGAACUACCAUCGCCUAGGCUUAGAUCAAAAGCCCCGUUGGCAUAUGCAUGACUUCUUCCACUCAUUUAUGAUUGUGUUCCGUGUUUUGUGUGGGGAAUGGAUAGAAUCAAUGUGGGAUUGCAUGAUCGUAGCUGGUGCAAUGUGUGUGCCAUUCUUUAUGCUGACAGUCAUAUUAGGAAAUCUAGUGGUGCUGAAUCUGUUUCUGGCUUUGUUACUGAGCUCAUUCGGAGCAGACAGUUUGCAAAAACAAGAUGAUGAUGAUGAUGAACCAAAUAAAAUAGCUGAAGCCAUCGACAGGUUUAAAUGGGUUGGCUCAAAAAUAAAAUAUGGUAUUAUGUAUAGUAUAUGUGUGUUAAUAUUGAAAAGAGAACCAAACAAUGUGAAGGCAUUGAGAAGUGAAACUAUUGAGAUGAAUGGAUUAGAGAGGGGUGACCCAGAUGGUGCUAGUGAUAAUGAGUGUAUUGAGAAUGGAACAAAUGGACAUAAAAGUCCGACAAAGUCUUUAAAAUCUAGUGAAAUUGAAACAGAUGGAAAUGAAGACACAAAAACACUGCUUCCACAGAGCAGAGACAAAAGCUCUUCACAGAAAAGCUUGAAUGAUGUAAAUGGAAUCAUUAUGCAAAACAAACAUGCAAUAGCAAUAGAUGAUGAAAACAAUGAGGCUAUGCAAAAUGAUAUAGAUAGAGUAUCUGAGAAGUCAACAAAAAUUGAAAUUGAAGAUGGUUCUGAUUCUAAACAUGAUGGAGAUAAUACUUCUAAUGAUCUGUCGGUUAAUGAGGAUACUAAACUUAAGACAGAUGAUGAGGCUGAUGGCACUAACAAGGAAGAAACAGAGAUAGAAGAGGACAAAGACCCAUUUGAUUGCUGGUGUCCUGGUUGUUAUGACAAAUUUAUAUUUUGUCAAACAUGCACAUCAACUCCAAUCGGUCAGAAAUACUGGAAGGCACGUGUGUUCUCUUACUGGCUGGUUGAAAACAAUUACUUUGAAACAUUUAUCAUUGUUAUGAUUUUACUAUCCAGUCUAGCUUUGGCAAUUGAAGAUAUACAUCUAGUUAAUAGGCCCUGGCUACAAACCACUCUUUAUAUAAUGGACAAAAUUUUCACUAUCAUAUUCAUUCUUGAGAUGUUACUCAAGUGGGUCGCUUAUGGCUACAAGAAGUACUUCACUGAUGCCUGGUGCUGGUUGGACUUUGUUAUUGUAGCAAUAUCCAUAGUUGGCUUAGUAGCAGAGAUGAUAGGAGCAGGAAAGAUAGGUGCAUUCAAGGCACUUAGAACCUUACGUGCAUUAAGGCCUCUUAGGGCAGUAUCAAGAUGGGAGGGAAUGAAGAUUAUUGUUAAUGCCUUAUUCCGUGCAAUCCCAGCCAUUUGCAAUGUGGGCUUUGUCAUCCUAGUAAUGUGGCUAAUAGGAGCCAUAAUGGGCUGUCAACUGUUUGGAGGCCAAUUCUACAAGUGCGUGGAUGCAGAGGGCAACAAACUCACGACUGAUAUUGUUGCAAACAGAACAGAAUGUGACAAUGCAACCAACAAAGAGCUCAACUAUACCUGGGUGAACUCAAAGGUCAACUUUGACCAUGUUUUCAAUGCAUAUCUCUCCCUGUUUCAAGUGGCUACAUUUAAAGGGUGGAUAGAGGUGAUGAAUGAUGCAAUAGACAGCAGAGGUGAUCCAGCCCUUGAGUUGCAACCAAAAAGAGAGGAGAGGGUUUUUAUGUACCUCUACUUUGUCAUAUUCAUCAUCUUCGGCUCUUUCUUCACUCUGAACUUGUUCAUUGGUGUUGUCAUUGAUAACUUCAAUGCCCAGAAAUCAAAGGAAGGAGGAAUGGAGAUCUUCAUGACAGAGGAGCAAAGGAGGUAUUACCAGGCCAUGAAAAAGAUGGGCUCCCAAAAACCACAGAAACCUGUUCCAAGACCUAAGUGGAGACCCCAAGCUGCUAUAUUUGACUUUGUAAUGGAUCAGAAAUUUGACAUCGCAAUUAUGGCCAUCAUCAUGUUAAACAUGGUUCUGAUGGCAUGCGAAUACUAUGACCAGCCAGAUUCUUACUCCAACAUUCUCUACUGGAUCAACGCAGUCUUCAUCGUGGUAUUUACCAUGGAGUGUGUGCUGAAAUUGUUUGGACUAAGGCAGCACUAUUUUAAAAGCCCUUGGAAUGUAUUUGACUUCAUCAUUGUUAUUGUGUCAAUUUUAGCUUUGUUUCUUGCUGAUAUAAUCGCCAAGUACUUCGUCUCCCCAACAUUAUUAAGAGUAGUGCGUAUAGCCCGUGUAGGUCGUGUCCUGCGUCUAGUAAAGGGAGCUAAAGGAAUAAGGACUUUAUUAUUCUCGCUACUUGUAUCCUUACCUGCUUUAAUCAACAUUGGAUUACUACUUUUCUUAGUUAUGUUCAUAUAUUCCAUAUUUGGUAUGAACUUUUUCAUGCACGUCAAGUAUCAUGCGGGAAUUGAUGAAAUAUUCAACUUCCAGACAAUGGGGAAUGGGAUGGUAAUUCUAUUCCAAAUUUCCACUUCAGCAGGUUGGAAUUCAAUCCUAGAAGGGAUCGGAAACGAAGAGGACUGUACAACAGAGGAAAUUGAUGGUGUACCACCUAAUUGUGGAAAUCGUGGAAUGGCUGUAGCUUAUCUCCUCAGCUAUCUUAUUUUGAACUUUCUUGUAAUUGUGAAUAUGUACAUUGCUGUUAUUCUGGAGAAUUUCAGCCAAGCAACUGAGGAUGUUCAGAAAGGAUUAACUGGCGAGGAUUUUGAUCUUUACUAUGAGACAUGGGAAAAGUUUGACCCAGAAGCCACUCACUUUAUACAUUUAGAUCAGCUCUGUGACUUUGUAGAUGCUUUAGAUGAACCUUUACGCAAACCCAUUCCAAACUUUUAUAAAGUGGUAACACUGAAUAUUCCAAUAUGUACAGAGGAUAGAGUGUACUGCAAGGACAUCCUAGAUGCAUUAACAAAGGACUAUCUUGGCACAGGGGAGAUUGAGCUAGAUAACAUAGAAGAUGUUCCUGUAAUAGUCCCUGAUGUAGAAGGGUAUGAGCAGAUAAGCACUACGUUGAACCGACAGGUUGAGAUCAAUGCUGCAAAGAAGAUCCAGAAGUUCUGGAGAAAGUAUAAAUAUGAUUUAGGUACCCCAGCAGGUACACCCAAAAAAGGUCUUAGUGACCUUGUAGUGGUUUUAAUAGAGAAUGGUACCAGAGAGGCUGCCAGUGACACAACCACGACACCAUCAGACAAUGGGUUGGACAGUGGUGUAGAUAGCCUUAAUAAUCUCAACAAAGGAUCUGACUUCAUAGUAUGAUUUUAAGCCCAAACUACUUGGAUAGCAAUUACUAUACUUACCACAAUUGAUUAAACAACAAUAUUGGUGGUUUAAGGUCAAAUGCUUCAUACAUAUGCUAUAUACAGCAAUGCAUUGAUGUUGUAGUGUGGCACCCGCCGAGCAAAGCAAGAUGCAAUGGGCUAAAUGCGCCACAUCUGCAGUAUGAGAUCAAGGGUGACAAUCAGAGGCCCUUUGAGUUUAAACUCAAUUUAUGGCGGGAAAAUGUCAAAACUUUUUACUUUGAAUGACAAGUAUUCGUGUAAUUGUACAUUGUUAAUUUUGGUGGUUGUACUAUAGCUUUAACUCCUAGCAUACUUUCAUUUCAAUUUUCUUAUUCAGAUUUGUGUAAAUUGCUUACUCAUUCCAAGUUUUAACCAUUUAUAACUACAUGUUUGCGCAGGCAUAUGGCUGUAUAUAAUUUAAAUGCUCAUUUCCUUAAAAUAUUGUAAAUUACUGUACAUUGUGUAUAUUAGUAGGCCUAGCAAAAAUGGACAUAUAGGAUUGACUUUCCCACAAAAUAUUCUGAUCAUUGAGAGUAUUAUAAAAUAUUUGAAAUACCAUAUGCAUAAUGUACUUAUUGAAAGGACAACCGAUAAAACACUGUAAGUAUUAUUUAAUCUGAUUCAUCUGUAGAUACAUUUAGUGGUACAAACAUGAAUUCUCUCCAAAAUUUUUUUAAAAAGACUGUUACAGGAAUCUUUCAAAGCUUUUCUGAGCUGAUAUAAAAUUUGGAAAAAAUGCAGACAAGGUGAUUAUAUUUCUAAAUAAUACAUACAGUGGUAUGAUAUUGGUAAAUGAUAUUUGCAAAUGCCUUUAUUGUGAAAGAAACUUUGAAGGAUAUGCUGGUGAAUUCUCAAAACACAGGCUACAUAUUUUCAUUCCUCAAGAUUAAGAUGCAAUACUUUUUGCAGUAAAUGAGCUGUGCAAAGUGCCCAAAUGUUCAAUUUUUGUAGUUAAGAAAUAAAAGGUAUGUGUAGCCAAGUGGGUAAGAGAAUGGGAGAGGAUCAGAAUAUUUUGACAAAAGCACUGGGGAGUAAUUAGGAUAGCUUCAAUAGUAGUUUGCCGCAUUGUGUAAAUAUCUUGGCCUCUUUUGCAGUAAAUGUGUUCUUGAAUUUUAUUGGAUAUACUUCAAAUAAUCUUGCCUUACAAGAUUGUAUAUUACAUGAACAAUCAGUGACAAAAGGAAAAUUGAAAAUAAUCAUUGGUUCGAUAGGCUACCCAUUUUGCACUUACAUGCAUAAUAUAUAGACACUUUAAAAUCAUUCUAUGUUAGAAUCUGUAAAUAAUGUCUUCCCAAACAUUAGGCUGAUUUUUCCUUUUAGUCGGUUGAGGAUGCAAUUAUAAAUAUGUUCCAAACCUUUACCAUUUUAUCAACUGAUUCAUAAGUGCAAACUGAAGAACUAUCUUCAUGUCUUUUAUUUCCUUUUAGAUGUUUUAACCCAUUCGCAAUAAGUUUAUUUCUUUCAAACAAUUAAUAUUCAAUUCUCUGAACAAUUUGUUAAAAUAAUUCACAUAUAAUUUAUUAAGUUUAACAUCAGAAAUCAGAUUGUACAUAAAAUAUUCUACAACAAAUUAAAAGAAAUCUUUAAGGUGGCGAACAUGCUUACAUAGUUGCAUAUUGUUGAAUUUUUAUACUUUCAUUUGAAGUUAUCUCUCAAUCUUCUAUGUCAGCAUAUACAUUUUUACUGUUUGAAGCAAAUAAAUUAAUGAUAACUAAUACUAAAAAAAAAUAUAAUUUUUUGUUGAUUAUGUAUAGUUCAUGGAAGUAGCACCACUAAUUAACAUACAUUAAAUGAACUAUACACGCAGUUGAAUCUGAAUAAAACCAAAGUAUUAUUCACACCCCGGAAUAGCCUGACAACGGUAAAGUCAAAUACCGUUGUUACAAAUGGCAGACAUAACUGUCGC
This is a messenger RNA of Owenia fusiformis, 7320 nucleotides long. The record is from the annotation of a GenBank genome assembly. Lineage: Eukaryota; Metazoa; Annelida; Polychaeta; Sabellida; Oweniidae.